ACCAUAUCUGUAUAGACCUCAUUGCUCAGUUAGCUAGCUUAUCAUAAAGACAUUAUGUCGAAGGAAGUGUGUGUAUUUGUUGGGGGGUUUAUUGCGAUAAUUGUACUAUUAGCGAUACAGUUUGUAAGUAACUUCACUGUCUGUAUGUACGUGAUAUGUGUCAUCGCCGGGGUCACAACUAUAUGUUGUCUAAUUCUGAUACUUUUGAGGAGUGGUAAGGUAUCCAUUGAAGGAAAAAUAGUAUUUAUCACUGGAUGUGAUACUGGAUUUGGACAUGAGUUGGCAAAAAGGUUGGAUAGUAUCGGAAUGGUUGUUUUUGCAGGAUGCCUUUUAGGGGAUGGUGAAGGGGCAUUGUCAUUAAUCUCACACUGUUCAGAUAGAUUAAGAAUAGUUCAGGUUGACGUCACCAGUGACGAAUCAGUAAGAAUAUCAAGGAAGGUGGUAGAAGAGCAUAUUCUAAAACUGGAAGAAGGGAUCUGGGCAGUCGUGAAUAAUGCUGGCAUAUGGACAUGGGGUGAACUGGAAUGGGGGAAGGUAGAAGUACAUAAACGAUUGGCCGAAGUUAACUUGUAUGGUAUGGUUAGAAUUACUCAAACAUUUUUACCACUUGUAAGAAGAGCUAAAGGACGUAUAAUUAAUGUUACGAGUAUGGUUGGGAGAUGGACUCCACCCGGUAAUGGCAUGUAUUGUAUGACGAAAUAUGCAGCGGAAAGUUUUAGUGAUGCAUUACGUAAUGAAAUGUACCCAUGGGGUGUUAAGGUAUCCAUGAUAGAACCUGGGCUAUACGCAAGGGCAACCAACAUUGGUCAUAGUAACCCUGAGAUAUUUCAUCGUUUAUGUGAGGAAUUAUGGGAUGGAAUGACAGAUGAUGUCAAACGAGAAUAUGGGAUAGAACAUUACACUUCCCAUGUGCAGUAUUUAGUAGAGCAGUUAAAACAAACCUUACCAAACUGUAAUGAUGUAAUUGAUGUCAUGACUCACGCAAUUAUUUCUAAGGAACCCAAACAUCGUUUACCAAGAUGUAUUUCUGCAAAUUACCAUUUAACACAAGGCGUAUGUGAGUUAAAUGAUCAAAGUGUGACUUUGGAUAAAAAUAUACAACUGGACUAUGGCGAAUAUGUCUAUUUAGAGAUUGAAGACGACUACAAUAAGGUUAAUCACUAUCAAAAAGGUUGUUCCAGUGGGCCAUGUUUGAAUGGAGGACACUGUUCAAAUAUAGAUUCGUGUUCUGUUCCUAGUGAUUACUUGUUAUACACAUGUAACUGUUCCGAAGGAUUCCGUGGUUUGAACUGCGAUAAAUUAAUUCCUUACGUUGAAGUGGCUAAAGGUAAGGUAGCUACAUCAGUUAGCAUACAGCAUGGUGGAACCCCUGACAAAGCAGUGGAUGGAAAUACAGAUCCCAACUUUUAUCCAAAUAAAUCAUGUAUGCAUACCAAAAUUUAUAACCACCCUUGGUGGAUGGUGGAUUUACAAGUCAGCUACAUCGUGAGAUGGAUCAAUAUAACAAACAGAAUCGAUUGUUGUCCAGAACGUAUCCUUGACAACGAAGUAAGAGUUGGAUUAUCAAACAAUUUUCAGAAGAACACAAUGUGUGGUGAACGAGUAUCUGAAGUUUUAACCAAUGUUAUACUUGAUUGUCAGUUUAUGAUUGGGCGUUAUGUUAGUGUACAAAGAAUAGUCUACGAAACGUUGUGUUUUUGUGAGCUUCAGGUAUACGCAGAUGAUACAGAAUGGGAGAUGCUUUUUCGAGGUGUAAGCAACAAUGAUACUACUACGUCAUUUAGUCAGUUAUGGAUGGGAACAGAAGAAGUUGGCAAUAAUGCCGACACGAGCACACAAUACAAGAGCAAUAUGACCACGGAGUGGGAACACCUUGAUAUUAACUAUGUAAAAUUGGCACUUUUCAAGAAUUACACCGAGGUGGCUACAGUAUUAUUUGAUGGCGUUAAUAGCAACGCAAAUAACUGGUUUAAUUCUAAUCGAAUACUUGCUUCAUCGUGGCAUGAUCUAAUGAAAAAUGCGUCCGCAACAAUUGAUUGCCCAAGCAGAAACCACAGUUUUUCAAUUCAUGAAGAUCCCGAUGACUGCGCCACUGAACGUGGAUGGAUUGUUGUACUAGAUGACUAUACAUUUAAAUGUCCUUGGGAAAUAUCAGUCAUUGAUAGACCAGCUAUUUUAUAUAGUGGAACAGAGACGUCCAUCAACUGGAAUUCAAAGCAAGGUUUGCGACAAUUUAUGUACGAUAUCAAGCAUAAGUAA
Molecule: messenger RNA, 2259 nt
Organism: Saccoglossus kowalevskii
Lineage: Eukaryota; Metazoa; Hemichordata; Enteropneusta; Harrimaniidae
Product: D-beta-hydroxybutyrate dehydrogenase, mitochondrial-like
Biological process (GO): steroid metabolic process
Cellular component (GO): intracellular membrane-bounded organelle
Molecular function (GO): oxidoreductase activity
Source: RefSeq, a predicted model, not a curated record